UUCAGGAUGGAGUGUCAGGACAGUCCUAUUCUAAAUUCCGACACAGCCUGGAAGCAACUCACUCAUUAUCUCAGCCCACCCAACACCAUCACACCAGAGAUAAAAUCAAGAUGUAAAGAGUUAAUUGAGAUACUUGAGAACUUUGGUUACCCUGUAAGGAAAUGCCUUGGAAGUUGGUUCAGAGUCAAGUUCAAGUAUUAUUUUAAAUCUGAAAUUCUUCCUGAGGUCUUGACGGUUCUUGAUGUUUAUAGAGACUAUGAAGCAUUUGAAAAUAUCAUUGUAUUGCUGGGAAAAGGAGUUUUGAAGUUUCUUUUGUCGUUUUAUCUUGUAGAAGAGACAGAUUCGACCUUCCAGAAGAAGGACGUGUACAUGGAUUUCACAACAAUUUUGUUGGAAAUUGAUGAGGUAAAGAAAUUAUUCUCAAUGUGCUGUACGAAUUUCUACAAACGAGGAUUUGACUGUUUUGACAAUCUCGAUCAAGAUAUUGACGGUUCACCCACGGAGCAUUCUACUGAAUUGAAGAACUUUGAUAUCAUUAACCGGUAUCUGUGCUGUUUGUAUUUAUUUGAUGAAGUUGUCUACGACGCAGUUCUCCAUGUUCUUAGCUCUCAGAUCAGACUUUUCAUAACCGAAAAUUUCUCGGGUUGUUCUCAUGACACGAGUAUCAUGGGACCUGUAAUGUCAUGGCUCAAUUCGUCGGUCAUAACAUUCAUUCAGUUCAUUACUCAACAUCAGCUUGUACCUCCUAAUAUGGAAAUAUGGAAGAAGCGUCUCAAAUUUUUCUGCUACAAAACAAUUGCCACUGUACGUAUCAACGACCUGUUUGAAAUAAUGGUCGAUUACCCUGAUUCCCAUGCAGCUGUAUUGGAUAUCAAAAAGUGUGUAGGACAUAUUCAGUGUAGUAACUAUCUCAUAAAGACAGUUCAGGAUACAUUUAAAGAGCGGCUCCUGCAUCCUGGAGCUAACACAGAUGAUAUAAUUACUCAGUAUUCUUCAGCUAUAAAAGUUUUCAGGUUCCUUGAUCCGUCCGGUGCCAUGCUAGAGAAAGUUUGUGCGCCUGUGAGAAAUUACCUGAAGCAGAGAGAAGACACCAUCAGAUGCAUUCUGAACACUUUGAUGAGUGAGGAGGAGAAUGAACUGACUAGAGAACUUAGUGCCACCACUGGAACACUCUUUAACAGCAAUGAAGACAGUGACUUGGAGAUAGAUGACUGGGAAAAGUGGAGACCUCAGUCAAAAGAUAUGCCAACUGAUUUGAAAUCUAAAACUUCCAAAUCUGCUGAUAUAGUUUCAACUCUUUGCAAUAUUUACCGUAGUGCUGACUUAUUUGUGAACGAGUAUCGAAGUCUCAUUGCUGAAAAACUUCUGACAACUUCAAACUACGAUAUAAGUGUAGAAAUGAGAAAUAUGGAGUUGCUAAAAGUGGGAUUUGGAGUAGAUCUGUCACAGUGUCAGAUAAUGUUACAAGAUGUUGUAGACUCCAAGCGCAAUCACUCUAAUAUAAUGAACAACGUCAAACAACAAUUCCACUUUGACAUCAGCACUCUCAUCAUAUCUCACGUAUUUUGGCCUAAUCUCAGAAACGAAGAGGUGACCAUUUACAAACCGUUACAAGAUUAUCUUGCCGGGGAAUACCAGGCCGCUUAUUCGGAAUUAAAGAGAUCAAGAACUUUGGAAUGGAAGCUUAAUUUAGGUUUUGUAGAAUUGGAUCUAGAGUUUGAGGAGAGAACACUCUCGUUCACUGUCUCCCCAGUCCAAGCAACUAUAAUCUUGUGUUUUGAGGAGAGUGAAAAAUGUCACGCAGAUACUAUCUCCAACACUGUGGGUUUAUCACUCAGUCAAACACGGAAAAAGCUAGCUUUCUGGGUGACAAACGGGGUGUUGAAAGAAACCUCUAAAGAUAUGUUUGAGCUGGAGAAGGAGGUGAAAGAGUCGGGGGGAAUGGUGGUUGAGGAGAUGGAUAGUGCGAUGGUAAAGAUCGAGCAGGUUAGGGAGGAGGAGUUGGAGGGAUACACUAACUUCGUCAUGGGACUCAUCAACCAGUCUGGACAGAUAACGGUAGACCGGGUACACAAGAUGUUGUCUUUGUUACUCUCCGACUCUGUAGCAGGCCAGCUCACUCAGGAGGAAGUCAAAAAUUUCCUCGAUAAGAAAGUGAAACAGAAACUCUUGGCAUUCACCGGUGGAGUGUACAAAAAACCAAAGUGACGGCGGAUGAGCUUAUAUCUUGACUCAAUAAAUGUUAUUUGCUCAAAUUUAUUUGCUUUUUAAUUGAAUUAAUUCCGUUUACAGAGUAAUUUAUUGAGAUGACGAACUUAAGAAUUGAUAAUUUUAUCAGUAUAUUUGUACAUCAUAUUUGUUUGCAAGUUUACAAAAAUAGGUCUAAAAAUAGGUCUUGUAUAAUUUAUAUCAUCAUCUUCUCUGCA
This is a messenger RNA of Bolinopsis microptera, 2426 nucleotides long. RefSeq names its product anaphase-promoting complex subunit 2-like. The coding region runs from base 7 to 2208 and encodes 733 amino acids. Lineage: Eukaryota; Metazoa; Ctenophora; Tentaculata; Lobata; Bolinopsidae. The transcript has 2 exons. The record is from RefSeq and is a predicted model, not a curated record. Gene Ontology annotation, biological process: protein K11-linked ubiquitination; metaphase/anaphase transition of mitotic cell cycle. Gene Ontology annotation, cellular component: anaphase-promoting complex.